AUGUCUGGCAACUCCAGAUCGCAGCAAUUUCGGGUCCAAUCCCUUGAGGAAUUCCUGAAAACAGACACGCCGUUCUUAUCUUGGGAGGAUCUCCAGCAGAAGCUGCUGCUCCCUCCUCAGGAUCGCCCAUCCAUGCGCGGGCCUACAGCUUCUAACAGCAUUGAAUCAUUGUUGUCCGCAUCUUCGUAUCCGGUGCCUGAGACCUCGAUUGCACAAGACUACCAACGUCAAGAGGCUCCUCUAUAUGGCGGGUUCUCCAUCGAAACUCCGUCGAGUCAAAAUGAGAUAGAUCAAAGUGUUCAGUCGAUAUCAACCCCAGUGACGAGGCAUUCACGACGUCGCAGUGAGUCAAUCGCGAGCAGCUAUUCCCCGAGGAAACGGGGAAGGCCACGCAAAGAUGUGGCAGACGUGUUGGACGAAGACCCCGAGGAGCGUCGUCGGUUGCAAAUACGUCUGGCGCAGAGGGCUUACCGCUCGCGACGAGAAAGAAGUCUCUUACGCUAUAAAAGCCGUAUUGCGCAGCUGGAAAACGCGGUUGAGAAUAUGAGCACGUCCGUCCUCUCGCUUAGCCAACAGCUGGUCCAGUCUGGCGUCUUGGAGUCAAAUCCGGAGCUUGCUAAUCAUCUGCAUGGUACUGUGUUGACAUGUCUGCGCUCCAUCAAGGAAGCAGGCUGCGAAGGUGAACGAGAGACUCCCGAUACUUCCCCAGCAAGUGAGAAGCCUCCUUCUACGUCCUCGAUAACAGAAGAGAUAAACCCUGUUCAAUCUUGGGUUGUUGAACUUAUAGCUCGCUCGCAGUUGGAUACCUCCCAGCCUUUUGGCGCAAAUCGUAGAAGAUUGCAAGACGCCUCCAUCGGCAGCUCCCAGUAUAUAUCCAGCUCGACAGAGGUCACAGACAUCGAGUUACCUGCAUUUAUUGAAAGACUGCACCUCGCUUGCCUUUCUCAAGGAUAUAUGGCCUUGCGCGAUAAAUCCAUCCCCAUGGAUCGAUUGCGAAGACCGUUCCGUCUUCUUCUAACAUUCAUGAGUCGGGAGCGCAUGACCUCUUACUUCGAAGCAGCGCUUCACUUCCGACUCAGCCAGCAGCGGCUGGAUGAAUGGAAAGACGUACCCUUCUUUAGCUUGGGCGGGGCAGGUACGCAUGCGGCACCGGGGAGUACUAGCGGAAGGUUCUCCUCCCAGAAAUGGGUCACAAUUCAGGAUCCUUUAGCGCAGUUUCCUCCUGAUAUUCAGGAAGACCUGGAUGGGGAAUGGUUCACCAUACAGGACUUGGAAGGGUUCCUCCGCCAAAGGGGGGUCGAUAAAUUUGCAUGCGAUCCCGCAGAAUCUAGACCAAGUUCGCCAACGCGAGCUGUGGUCAGUGUAGCUCGUCUGAUGCACGCGCUGAUAAGCAAGUGCAUUUGCUUGGGCCGCUCUCCGGGAUUCCGUCGCUGUGAUGUAGAGAGGGCUCUCAGUGCUGCUGUAUCGACAUGA
Aspergillus chevalieri is the source of this 1473-nucleotide messenger RNA. RefSeq lists its product as uncharacterized. Lineage: Eukaryota; Fungi; Ascomycota; Eurotiomycetes; Eurotiales; Aspergillaceae. The transcript is spliced from 3 exons. Gene Ontology annotation, molecular function: DNA-binding transcription factor activity. Bases 1 to 1473 code for a protein of 490 amino acids. The record is from RefSeq and is a predicted model, not a curated record. Gene Ontology annotation, biological process: regulation of DNA-templated transcription.